This is a messenger RNA of Rhagoletis pomonella (apple maggot), 5829 nucleotides long. RefSeq lists its product as uncharacterized. Bases 290 to 4573 code for a protein of 1427 amino acids. Gene Ontology annotation, molecular function: RNA polymerase II cis-regulatory region sequence-specific DNA binding; DNA-binding transcription activator activity, RNA polymerase II-specific. Gene Ontology annotation, biological process: regulation of transcription by RNA polymerase II. Gene Ontology annotation, cellular component: nucleus. The transcript has 4 exons. Lineage: Eukaryota; Metazoa; Arthropoda; Insecta; Diptera; Tephritidae. The record is from RefSeq and is a predicted model, not a curated record.
UUACAAACGAGCUGCGCGCCAAGUGGACAAAGCAAAAUUGAAAGCGGAACAACAACAAAUGAGUAAGCGAAGGCAAAAAGUUGACAGCUUUGUGGAAAUGAAGCGGCGUCAGUAGAAUUUAUUACUGUGUGCGACGGAUUUGCUUAUAGUGGUGAGAGUGCUGAAUAAAUUGUUAAUAAAAGUGGCAGAAAUAUACUAAAAAUAUAGAAAACAACAUUUUAAUGUAACUAUAAUAAUUAAAGAUCUAGCAGAAGAAUUAUACAAGAGUGUUUGAGAAGCAAACAGCGCGAUGAUCAACACACUGUUAGAGCAUGUUCCCAUAAAACUAGAAUCGCCGGAUAAUGGCGACGACGGAGACGCAGAAAACAAUGGCAAACAGAAAAACAAGAACGUGAAAACGAAUAUCGCCGUGGAGGAAGAGGGCAGCUCUGACAAUGAGGACGAUGACGAAGACUCUGACGAGGAUGACUCUGAAACGGAUCUGCUGGAGGAUGAGGAGGCACUGGUACCGAUAAGCAGCGAUGAAGAAGCUGAAUUGGAAGCACAGAGAAUACGGUUCCACGAAUUAAUUGGCAAAGGAUUGCAAUUACCAACGGAUUCGACUAUUAGCGCUCCGGGAAGUGGUAUUAAAGUGAAUACAGCGAAGAAACUUCGUGGUAGCAGUAUUUCUAGUUGUACGAGCGUUAGUAGUAAAACUUCCAUUGUUUCCUGCUCUUCUGCUUCUACCAUCAGCGACAGCAAGCUAGCAAAAUGCGCAGAAGUACCAAGGCAAAAACAAGAUGCAAAAAUAAAACAAACUGCUGCGAGUAAAAACGUAGAAAAGACAGAUAAAGCUGAAUCCGAAGUUGAACAAGAAGAUAAUGUUACGGCAAAUAAACGUUCAUGCAGAAAGCGUGCUUCCUCCACUUGCUCCGUGGCAUCGUCGCUAGUCACACCCUCCUGCCAAACGGAGUCCUGCGGCAAUAUAUACAUGUAUGAGAAACAAGAACAACUUAUUUUUAAUUGCAGCUUUUGUGACUUGCGAUAUGGAGACAUGUCGACAUUCGCAAAACAUUUGCACGAUGCACACAAACUGUUCCAGGAAGAGGAAGACAUCACAAUACCAACGCCGGCGCGUAAAAGUUCACGCAACAUAUCGAAUAAACAGCAACAGGCGGGAAAUAAAGCGCAGACGCAGGAUAAAGUGCUUAAAGUCAGAGUAAAACUGGAAGAUGAACUUUCCGAUGACGAUUUCAGUGUGCACUCAAUGUCACCUCUUCCUGAGGAUGCGAAGCUUGAGUCGUGCGGAAAUGUUUUUAUUUUAAAUGACAAAAAACUCUUUCUUAUAUGUGGCCAUUGUGAAUGCAAAUAUGCAACAUUGGUACUAUUCCAUAAACACUUGCGGCAACAACAUCAAUUAUUUACUGGUCCUGUUAAAGAAAUUGAUGUGUUGCCCAAGUGCGAGAUUAAGGUCGAGGUAUGCGAAGAAGUGGAACAGUUAACCAAAGUGAGUGCAGCAGCUAUUGAAAGCGAAAAGCAACGUAAAGCAAGCAUAGAAGCAAUGACUGACUCGCCGGUGAUGGUAGUAGUGCCAAUGGCGCAAAACUUAAAUAACAACGAUUUCUUAACCACGACUGUGUCAUUGCAAGUACCAGACACACCACCACCGGAUGAAGAGAAAGAAGUGAAUGAAAUAACGGAAAAGAGGGUUGUUGAUGAGAAUGAGGCGGUCAUCGAAACUAGUGUGGAUAAAGAAGCAAGCGAACAUUCUAAAGUGGAGGAACAAGUUAGCCAAAAACCUUCGAUAUGUGAAAUACCACCAUUGGCUGAGGAGCAUGCGCAGUUGCAAACCGAACAACAGGUGGAUGACAUUGAAACGUCAGCAACGACAAGUCCAGAAAAGCCAGAAGUAGAAAUUACAGUAGAAGAGAAACAUGCCGAGGUUGUCGCACAAAAGUCGUCACCGAAGCUUAAACGAAAGCGGAGAGCGGCAUUAUCAAACCGACCGCCGCCAAAGCGACGUGGAGAUGCAACAAAAGUCACAGUUUCAUUAGCAAACAACGAUGUCGAAGUUGCAAUCCUCCCCACUGUUGCAGCUCCAGAAGAGCAGGGUUUUUUAACGGAACAAAAAAUUGAUGACGCAGGUCUUUUAUCUUCUGAGGCAUUUUCAAAAGGACUGCCGCCAAAGCAUUGUGAAGGUCCAGCAAUAUUCAAAAUUUCAUUGCCAAACAACGAUGCGGAAACAGAAAUCGCAGACACUGCUGCAGCUCCAGAAAAGCAUAGUAUUUUAACGGAACAAAAAAUUGAGGACGCAGGAGUUUUAUCUGCUGAGGCAUGUGUAUCCGUAUUACCAAACAACGAAGCCGAAGUUGCAAUCCUUGACUCAUUUCAGGCAUUUUCAAAAGGACUUCCGUCAAAGCAUUGUGAAGGUCCAACAAUAUUCACAAUUUCAGUACCAAACAAUGAUGCGGAAACUGCAAUCGCAGACACUGCUGCAGCUCCAGAAAAGCAUAGUAUUUUAACGGAACAAAAAAUUGAAGACGCAGGUGUUUUAUCUGCUGAGGCAUGUGCAUCCGUAUUACCAAGCAACGAAGCCGAAGUUGCAAUCCUUGACUCAUUUCAGGCAUUCUCAAAGCGUGCGCCGCCAAAACCAUGUGUAACUGCAUCAAUAGCCACAAUUGCACUACCAACCAACGAACGCGAUAUUCCAAUCCCCGUCACUGUUGCAGCUCCACAAGAGCAAGAUAUUUUAACGGAAGAAAAAAUUGAUGACGCUGGUGUUCUAUCUGCUGAACCAUUUGCAUCCAUAUCAUUACCAAACGACGAUGCCGAAGUUGCAAUCUUUGACAAUGCUACACCUCCGAAGGAGCUAUGUACUUUAACAGAACAAAACAUUGAUGACGCCCCUGUCUUAUACGCUGUUGCACCAAACAAAGAUGCCGAAGUUGCAAUCCCCGACACUCUUGUAGCUUCAGAGGAGCAAAGCAUUUCACAAAAACAAACUGAAGACGAACCUGUAGUAUAUGUAGUUCUUUUACUAAAUAAUUCUGCCGAAGAAGCGCCUUCGAACUCCGAAGAAGCUACCCCUGAAUCAAAUGUUUCAACUGAGCCGCCGACAAAAGCAGAUAAAAAUCACACAGAACCCAUAUAUAUUGCUAGUAAUGGUGUGCCUGAUCCGGUUAUGGAUACACAAAUUACUAAUAUGGCAAGAGCAGCGGAUUUUAAAAAACCUAAAUCCAAAGCUACGAAAAAAGUUCAAACUCCCCGUCCAAAGCCUACGGCGAAGAGGCCACGAAAAUGCAAGAAUUCUGUCGAUGGGCAAAACCAGUCAGAAACACCUUCUAAAACCCGAUCUUCACCGAAACCUUCGUCAGCAGCUCGCUCAGAUAUUUCAGGUGUUGAUAUCGCCGAAACUGAAACUAAUGAAUCUUCGAGUAAAGGCAAGCGCAAGAAGUCUUCAGUUCCGACUGCAUCUAAUUCAGAGACUCACAAGCUACGUUAUGCCUGCAACCUGUGUCCAAAAUCAUAUAGCAAGGGGCUGCGUUUGGCUGAGCAUAAGCGUUUGCAUACUGGAGAAAAACCGUUUAGUUGCGAUGAAUGCGGCCGAUGCUUCCGUAUUAAGAGACGCCUCGUCGAGCAUAAAAUGCGGCAUCUAACAGUGAAGGCGUACAAAUGCGAAACAUGUGGUUUGCCAGUAGCUACCAAACAGGACCUCAAUCUUCAUCAACGCCAUCACUCCAACGACCGUCGCUACACUUGUUCCGAAUGUUCGAAAGCCUUUGUGCGCAGCUCUGAUUUGAAAAUACAUAAACGAGUACACACUGGCGAGAAGCCUUUCGUAUGCGAUAUUUGUCAAAAAACAUUUCGGGCAAACCAGAAUCUCCAUGUGCAUCGCCGUUGCCAUAAUGGCGAGAAGAAUUAUAAAUGUGAUUACUGCGAUAAACGCUUUACGCGCAAUAUCGAUCGUAAGGUACAUCAUCGUACUCAUACAGGCGAAAGACCAUACAAAUGUGAAAUUUGUGGCCGUAGUUACUCUUCCCGCGCUCAUGUGCGUACGCAUAUAAUCAGGGAACACGGUGAGAGUUCAGAACAACAGAAUACAGGUGGAGACGAAAAAAAAGAGCGCAAGCGUACAGCUAAAUCGGCACCUCAAAAUGCAACUGUACAGAAGCAAGAAUUAAUGGACGAAUUACAAGAGCAACUAUUACAGUGCUUGAAAACAGAUGACUUAGAAGAAGAUGCAGUGCUGACAACAAAGAAUGAAAAGCCAGCUGAAAUCAAUAAACAGAAACGUCAAAAAUCAACACCAAGAUCUUCGCCAGCUCUAAAGAAAGGAGGGAAUGUUCAUGUAACAACUGUUUCUCCGCAACCAGCACAACACUCUCAAUCGUUGGGUGUGCAACAGGUAUCCGUAACUGUCUCAAUGCAAGUGCAGAAAGAUGUUAGCAUGGCUGCUGCUAACGAACCCAUGCCCCAGAAAGAGAAUGCUGAUACCGUGGUGGGUGGAGUCUCAGCACCACUCAAGAAAAACGCAAAGGGCGAGCGCAAAUUAACGAGCUUUUUUACUGUGUUGGGACAAAAAACAGAAAUUUAAAGACUUGCACAUUUCAAAUGGAAAAAAGCAGCAUAUUUUACAAUUUAUAGAUUAACGUAGUAAUAAAAGGUACACGUACUAUCUAAGGCAAAGUUAGACAUAUAAAAAUUCUCAAUGUAUGUAUUUUACAUCUAAAAAAGGUAUAAAUAAUAUAGAAGGCACUGCUCCAACAAAAAUGCAUACAUAUAUGUAUGUAUAUGUAGCACUGUCAAAAACACAAAAAUAAAUCAUCCAAAAAGACCUCGCUGUUUAAAACUCGUUUACUAAAUUUUUAAGACGUUGAGCCUGUUGUUAAACACAUACGAAAAUUUAAUAAAAAAUAAUACAUUUUCUCUUUUACUUGGUAAUCCAGCUAUGUACAUGCUUCAUUACCCUUAACUACUUAUUUGCUGAUAUUACAUAAUUUUGCUUCAGUGCCAACUAUAUUCCAUGAACAAAAUAUAAAACAAUUAUUUUCUAUUCAAAUUAUCUAACAUAGCAACUCCCUUUUAAGUUAUUGAAAACAAAAAAGUCAACGUGUGUUAUUGCACACUGAUAGCACACUUACAAUACAUACCAUUUAUGUUAUACUCAUUGAAAUAAACGGAUAUUCCUAAGUUUGUCUUAAUUUUAGCGUAUUUUGUAAUUAUGAACUGAUGUAGUCCUGCACGGUUUGAUUGUAAUUACAUAUUUAGUUUUAAUAUUUUUUAUAGACUUUGAAGAAAACGCUCAAUUUAUGGAUUUAUUUGCUUAAAAACUUGUGGACAUAAUGAUAUCAUUAUUUUCUUUACACACAGGAUUAAAGUUUAUCGAAGAGAAAUCAUAAAUUAAAUACUUAAAAGACAAAACAAUUGCAAAAACACACAUGACGUGAUGUCAAUUACUGCCAGUUGCGUGUGUGCUUAUGUAUGUAUGUUGGUAUAUGCUUGGGAGUUGUGAAUUCUCAGAGGCUUACCCUCAGUAACAACAGAAAUAUGCACAUUUCUGGCUGAGCGCUUGGCGUGUGUUUGUAGCGCCUUGAUGACGGAGUUUGGUCAUUUUCUGUACUUAAAAAGGAAAGCUUCACUUCAACACUCUUCAUUUGCAAACGUACAUACAUGCAUGCAGAUGUGUGUGUUUGUAAGUUAAGGAACAUUCGUUUUUCGCACUUGGAAGGGUGUAUGAAGAAGCAAUUAAGCUUUUAAUUUAGUUAUGUACUCUCUUUCAUUAAAAACAUUCAUACAUUUAUUAUUCAAUUAAUUAAAAACUUAAUAAAACCGUAUAAUUUGCAUAACUAA